AAAAUUAAUUACUUUUUUUCUCCUCCUCCUGCUAUCACUACUACUACUACUACUACUACUACUACUACUACUACUACUACUACUACUACUACUACUACUACUACUACUACUACUACUACUACUACUACUACUACUACUACUACUACUACUACUACUACUACUACUACUACUACUACUACUACUACUACUACUACUACUACUACUACUACUACUACUACUACUACUACUACUACUACUACUACUACUACUACUACUACUACUACUACUACUACUACUACUACUACUACUACUACUACUACUACUACUACUACUACUACUACUACUACUACUACUACUACUACUACUACUACUACUACUACUACUACUACUACUACUACUACUACUACUACUACUACUACUACUACUACUACUACUACUACUACUACUACUACUACUACUACUACUACUACUACUACUACUACUACUACUACUACUACUACUACUACUACUACUACUACUACUACUACUACUACUACUACUACUACUACUACUACUACUACUACUACUACUACUACUACUACUACUACUACUACUACUACUACUACUACUACUACUACUACUACUACUACUACUACUACUACUACUACUACUACUACUACUACUACUACUACUACUACUACUACUACUACUACUACUACUACUACUACUACUACUACUACUACUACUACUACUACUACUACUACUACUACUACUACUACUACUACUACUACUACUACUACUACUACUACUACUACUACUACUACUACUACUACUACUACUACUACUACUACUACUACUACUACUACUACUACUACUACUACUACUACUACUACUACUACUACUACUACUACUACUACUACUACUACUACUACUACUACUACUACUACUACUACUACUACUACUACUACUACUACUACUACUACUACUACUACUACUACUACUACUACUACUACUACUACUACUACUACUACUACUACUACUACUACUACUACUACUACUACUACUACUACUACUACUACUACUACUACUACUACUACUACUACUACUACUACUACUACUACUACUACUACUACUACUACUACUACUACUACUACUACUACUACUACUACUACUACUACUACUACUACUACUACUACUACUACUACCACUACUACUACUACUACUACCAUUUAA
Molecule: messenger RNA, 1191 nt
Organism: Schistosoma curassoni
Lineage: Eukaryota; Metazoa; Platyhelminthes; Trematoda; Strigeidida; Schistosomatidae
Source: the annotation of a GenBank genome assembly